Messenger RNA from Sparassis crispa, 1542 nucleotides. Its product is annotated as O-methylsterigmatocystin oxidoreductase. The record is from RefSeq and is a predicted model, not a curated record. The transcript is spliced from 15 exons. Gene Ontology annotation, molecular function: iron ion binding; monooxygenase activity; oxidoreductase activity, acting on paired donors, with incorporation or reduction of molecular oxygen. NCBI's taxonomy places the organism in Eukaryota, Fungi, Basidiomycota, Agaricomycetes, Polyporales, Sparassidaceae. Bases 1 to 1542 code for a protein of 513 amino acids.
AUGGCCAACAUCGGAUCCUCCUCCAUGUAUUCUAGGCGGAAGUCCGCUUUGCCUCUACCUCCUGGCCCUCCUGCGGAUCCGAUAAUUGGACACCUCCGAAAGUUCUCUUUUGCUCGUCAGCAUGAACUCUUCCGCGAAUGGGCGACUAAUUACGGAGAUAUCUUCCAUUUGCAUAUCUUAGGCCGCAACAUCGUGGUCCUGAAUUCUUUGCAAGUAGCUACUGACCUUAUGGACAAACGGAGUGCCAAAUACAGCGACAGACCUUCAUGCACCACCUUAGAGAUGAUGGGCUAUGAUGCGAAUGUUGCAUUCAUGGAAUACGGCCCACGGUGGAAGAAACACCGCAAGAUUUUCCGAGGAUACUUCAACGAGAACGAGAGUCUUACGUAUCGCGCGCAACAGACUCAAGGAGCGCACGUACUUUUGAAGGAUUUGGUGGUCUCGCCCCACAAAUUCACUACCUUGACACAACGGUUUGCCAUGCAGGGCGUCUUGGAGAUAGCGUACGGCCAUCAGGUUCAUUCUGACGACGACAUCUACGUCAACCUCACAGCAGGUGCGCUGCAUGGUAUUGACGAGGCGAAACUUGGUGUCUCGCUGGUCGACUUUUUCCCCUUUUUGGUCCAUCUCCCCCAUUGGCUACCCGGAUGUUCGUUUCUCACUGCUGCGGCACGUCGUUGGGGCCCUGUUACACGGGAAAUGCACGACUACCCAUUCAACGACGUGUUGAAACAAAUGGAUGCGGGCAUCGCUCGUCCAUCGUUUCUAUCUUCAUAUCUGGAGCGAUACAAGACGGAAGGUGCGAAAGAUUACGAUUUGGAUGACCUCAAAGGCGCGGCUGGCACCAUCCUCACUGCUGGUGCCGAAACGACAUGGUCUCUCAUCCAAACCUUCUACUUCUGCAUGCUCCUGUUCCCAGAGGUGCAGCGGAAAGCGCAGGCGGAAAUUGACCGAGUGAUAGGUCCCGAUAGACUACCGGAUUUCAGCGACCGCGAUGCGCUGCCUUUCGUAGAGUGCAUCUUACAAGAGACUAUAAGAUGGCACCCUGCGACCCCUCAUGGCCUCGCGCACAUGUCUGUCGACGAUGAUAUAUACAAUGGCAUGUUCAUCCCGAAGGGUUCGAUCGUAAUCCCCAAUGUCAUGGCCAUGAGUCGUGACGAGACGAUGUACAAGGACGCAGAGGCCUUCUAUCCUGAGCGCUUUCUCCCCGCACCCGCAGGUCCCGGCGAGCCGUAUCUGGGCGCCGUCUUUGGGUUCGGUCGGCGAAUUUGCCCUGGAAGGUACUUCGCGGACAACAGCGCGUGGAUCGUCGUCGCGACUGUUCUCGCGACCUUCGAUAUUUGUAAGGCUGUCGCCAAGGAUGGGAAGGCCAUUGAGCCGGACGUGGCGUUCACGACGGACGGGCUGGCAAGCCGUCCAAAACCGUUUGAAUGUGUGUUUCGACCGCGCUCGGAGAUGGCGAAGAAGCUGAUCAUGCAAAACGCGAAUUUGGGCAGAGAAUGUAUAGAUAUUCAACUACGCGCGUGCGAGAAUGACAUAUGA